GUGGAUUUUAGUAUAUAAACGCCUAGUUGAUACGAAAAAUGAAUGAACUAAACCACAUUCCGCUUUCUAAUCGUGGUAAAAAAAAUGGGACCUAGAAUUGGAAUAGUACUGAUUUCGCUCUGUUUGCUGGGAACUGGCCACACCAAUCCGAGUCGCUACAAAGGAGACAUUUUAGACUUGGAUGCCUACUUCGAGUCGCACGAUUUCGACUCCCGAGAGCGGGUGGUUGGCGGCGCCGCAGUGCCCGACGGCGAGCAUGUACCCUACCAAGUAUCUAUGCAGUAUCGCACACGCAGUGGCAAGGAUCGUCACUUUUGCGGCGGCUCUAUAAUUUCACCGAAUCGCAUUCUCACAGCAGCACAUUGCGUCAACGGCCAGGACGCCAAGCGCAUCUCUGUUGUGGCGGGUAUUCGUGACCUCAACGACAGCACUGGUAUUCGAUCGCAGGUGCUGUCCUAUGAAAUUCACGAGAACUAUGAGGAGUUGGUGACCAGUGACAUUGCCAUUCUGAAGAUCGAACCGGCUUUCGAGUUGGACGGCGCCAAGUUGGACAAAGUCGAUGUGAGUGGCACCGAUAAAGUCGAUGGUGGGCAAGCUGUCACCCUUACCGGUUGGGGUGCUAUGUGGCAUGUGGGUCAAGGACCAUUGGCGGUUUACCCGACAUUGCUGCAGCGCAUGUCCUACAAAACGAUUACAAAUGAUGAGUGUAAAAAGGUGAUGACACAGUUGACCGACACGGAGAUCUGUGCAUUGGAGCGGUUCGGCAAAGGAGCGUGUAAUGGUGACUCCGGCGGUCCGCUGGUGAUGGAGAAUGGUGAGAGCCUGAAGCAGGUUGGCGUGGUUUCCUAUGGUACGGCGCUUUGUGCAUCUAAUAAUCCAGAUGUUUACACUCGUGUGUCUAUAUUUGAUGAGUGGAUUAAAGAGCGCCUGGCUUGAAAGAAAGUUCUAGUUUGUAACCUUUUGAAAUGGAAUUGAAUUAAACUUUUUGGAUCAACUAUUUUAAAAUUAUUAUAUUUUUUGUCUCUGCAACAGAACUGUUUAUAAAACUAUAUAAUUAAUGAUCUAUGGAUUUAUGUUAUUACUUCUAUUCAUAUAUCGACGGUGGGUUGAAAGAUUGCCCUAUCUCGGCUGCCGGUUCAAAAACGCGCUAUCUCAGCAAAUGGCUCAAGCACGCCCUAUUUGAGAAUUUGGUUGAAGAACGCUCUAUCU
This is a messenger RNA of Rhagoletis zephyria (snowberry fruit fly), 1209 nucleotides long. RefSeq names its product chymotrypsin-2-like. Lineage: Eukaryota; Metazoa; Arthropoda; Insecta; Diptera; Tephritidae. Gene Ontology annotation, biological process: proteolysis. Gene Ontology annotation, molecular function: serine-type endopeptidase activity. The record is from RefSeq and is a predicted model, not a curated record.